Phaedon cochleariae (mustard beetle) is the source of this 3933-nucleotide messenger RNA. The record is from the annotation of a GenBank genome assembly. Lineage: Eukaryota; Metazoa; Arthropoda; Insecta; Coleoptera; Chrysomelidae.
AUGGGGAACACGAACGUCAAACCUCAUCCAAAACCACGAAAUAAGAAACAAGUCCACUGGAAAGCUGCAGCUAGACCACCACAGCCAGGAAAACCCCACCUGAUAUCCGAAACAGAAAGCACCCCCGACCUAGUUACGAUACGCUGGGAAAAACCGUUGAAUGAUGGAGGUGCCCCCAUAUUCGGCUACCUUGUCGAACAUCGCCGCACAGGCUCACCUCAUUGGGUACGCUCAACCCCACUUCUCGUCCAAACCCAAGAGCUCACCAUAAGCGGCUUAGAACCCGGUUGGAGGUACCAAUUCAGAGUCAGCGCAGAAAACGCGGUUGGUAUUUCAGAUCCGAGUGAACUAUCCGAAACGAUCACAGUCACCUUACAAAGAUCUGCUGUCACUGCCCCACGUUUCACAGAAGAGCUUAAAGAAACUACUACUCUAGAGAACGAAAAAGCUGAAUUUAUCGUCCACUUCUUGGGGCAACCAGCCCCUAAAGUAUGUUGGUUCAAGGACUCCUUCGAGAUUUUCAGCAGUAGGAGGAUCAGGAUAAUCACGGAUGGCGAAAAAAGCAUCCUGACAAUCCACCAAAGCUCUUUGUCUGAUGAAGGCGAGAUCAAAUGUACAGCGACUAAUCGAGCUGGGCACGUGUCUACGAAAGCAAAGCUUAUUGUUGAGGCACCUCCAAAUAUCAGACUGCCAAGACAAUACGAGGAUGGACUGCUUUUCGAGCUUGGGGAAGUGAUUCGGCUGAAAGUAUCUGUGGCAGGACGACCGACUCCCUUGGUUUUUUGGAGUCACAAUGGCGAAUCUCUACGAAAUAACGAUCAUUGCGAAAUAAGUCAUAGCGAACAAUCCUCUACCUUGAAGAUAAAUGAAGCGAAUCGAGAAGAUAGGGGAGAAUAUCACAUUAAAGCAGUUAACAAAUUAGGGGAAACUAACCAGUCAUUUCUUGUGACAGUGACUGAUAAGCCAUCUCCUCCUGGUAGAGCAAGGGUUGUCAUGGCCUUGGGUAGAUCAGUAACCCUAUCCUGGAGUACGCCUCAUGAUGAUGGUGGAUGUAAAAUUGGAAACUACAUUGUCGAGUACUAUCGGCUUGGAUGGAACGUGUGGCUCAAGGCAGCAACAAGCAGACAAUUAACAACCAUGCUGGGAGAUUUGAUAGAAGGUAGCGAAUAUAAAUUCAGAGUCAAAGCUGAGAGUCCGUAUGGGGUGAGUGAUCCAGGAGAGGAAUCAGAUGUAGUGUUUGUACCAGACCCCAAAAGAGGUAUUCUGCAACCAUCAACUAGAGGUCUAAGUCAGCAAAGAGACAUCGAACAACAGCCAGUUACUCCAGUAGCUCGCAGGAAGAACAAACAACGAUCCCUAUCAUCACCUAGGAUUGAGAACCCCAUUCAAUUCUCUUCGAAUGAAGAUAGCUUGAUUGACACCAGUCAAAUACCGAAACGGCCUGAGAGAGCCAAAGUCAAGAGUCCACCUAAAACACCUGAAGCUUCACCUAUGGCCAAUAAAAGAAUUGUUGACACCAAAGCCAACAAAAAAUUGUUCGAGCUUUCUGAUAGAUCAUCAAUGGCACGUGACUUAGCUUAUGGCAGCCCAGAUAUCAAACUCAAGAAAGAUUCACAGCAAAUUGAUUAUCUCAACACCUAUUCCAGCGGGUCGGAAAAGUCAAGAACACCUAGCCCUACAGGAAAUAAAAAAAUUGAUCAAGCAGAUCAUUCAGUUGAGGUCAAAUCUUCAUCUGAGAACACGACAUUGAAUGAGAGUUCAACAAGCAGUCUAGAUAAGAAGACGUUUAGGACACAGAGGAAUAAGAACGAUAAUCUAACUGGAAGUUCUGAAUUCAUGUUGGUCCUUUAUCCUGGUGAAAACGACAAAGACCAGUUCGAUUCUGAAUAUGAUUCAAUUCCACCUCCAAUGUCGUUGUCGGCUCCUGAACUAGGCAGUGAAGCUACUCCAUUUCACAAUCUGAGGAAUUCAGCCAGUUCUUCAGAGCUACUACAUGAAAGAGCAAUGAUGAGAAUAUACCAAGCCGCUGAAGCUGAAGAGAAGGAGAUAGAAAGACGAUUGAAGUCAUUGCCAGGUGGAAAAGACAUUCCAAAAAUACAGAUCAACUCUAAGGAUGAUCAUAACCUCGAAGGCUUAUAUAGACAAUCAUCUUUCAGAAGAAAAUUAUCAUUCGGUGGAGCUUGUAAAGAAAGCUAUAUCCAUCGAAGAAGGCAUAGUCUGAAAAAUCCUUCAGAGCUCAAAGAAGAAGUUCUCCAGGAUAAUUUACGCAAGUUCAAGUUGAGUACUGAGGAAAAGAAACAAGUAUUGAUUGAGAGGCUGAGAUCUAAAUCUGUAGAGAAUGAAGAACGAGUCUUCGAAGAAUUACGACUGAAGAUGAGUUCGAAAGGGAAAUCCAGUAAAGGAAAACAUGAAAUACGCAUUGCCGAUGAAGAAAAAUGGGAUGAGGACUAUUCAUCUAGUACAGAUGAAUCUGAAUCGGAAGACGACUACAAGUCAAAUGAAGUUCCUAGAGAGUACUAUCACAGUGACGAAGAAGAUACGGAAACGUAUCAUCCAGAAAUGGCGACAAAACAAUCUACGAAAAAUAAUGAGCCAUUCGAGAUAUUAACUGUGCGGAAAGAUCCACCAAGCCCAGAUUUUGUACCAAAACCAAUUUUGAAGAGAACUGAACAUGAAGAACAAAUGUCACAGAAUACUCUAUCAGCAGUAUUUCAGCCGAGAAAUCGGUCUAGCUCUCCAAUACCAAGAGGUCGUUCGCAUUCUCUGGCAGAAACAUCUAUCACAUUACCCUCGAUCAAAAAACCAACAACAGAAGGAAUGGACAAUCAUCCGCGUAAAAGGUCUUUCUCUCUCCUACCACAAGAUGAAAUUAAUAUAAAAUCUGUAAAUAUUCCUCAGAUACCUUCUGUUCCAGAAAUACCGAAACCAUAUUCCAUAAUGCACAGCAUCUCUGCAGCUGCAACCAUUUCUGGUAUUACUGCAGCAAGUAUUGUAAUUCCAAGUAAACUCUUGGACAAGCAAAAGGACACUGAAGAAGCCAAAGUUGUCAUCGAUCAUUAUGGAGAUAUCGUCAAAAGUUAUGGUAGUAGAAGGAAGAGUAACCCUCAAGCAUAUCUGGACAGAGAUUCACUAAAGAGAGCUGCAGAAAUCGAUGAAAUACAAACUAAUGUUUCAAAAGGAAAAGAUGAGAUAACAAACAAUAGUCAGCAGUCAAAAACUGUUGUGACAACAAAAGGUUAUAUUUCUGGAGAGGAGAAAAAUGCGGCGGAUGUUAAUCAUGUCACUAGUUCUGGGUUUGAUGAUUCAUCUAUUGCUUCACAGUAUAAAGACAAUCGUUUGUCCAAAGAUCAAAACAAUUGUCCGGAUAAUUCUAGCAAUUACCCUUUCAAUACAGCUGUUACUGCAAUGAGUAGAACAGCUUAUGAAUCUCCUAUUCGACCACUUAAGAUUGAUAUCGAGAAAUCCAAAGCAUCUACUCUGGAUUCAUAUAGAGGAAGAAAAACAGCUGCAUCUCCUUUACGUACAACGAAGACCAGAAAGACUUCUGUCUCUCCAAGCAUGCAAAACAGAAAUAAAUCCGUAAAAUCUCUGACAACAUCUCAGCGUCGACCAAUGCUCAGAGAAAUAAUGACACAAACCUCAGAGGGUUUGAUGGACUCGUUUAUCAAUGACUCUAGAACGCCCUCUCCUACAGAGAGAUCUAGAAAGCAAGAAGAAUUGAUCGCACAGGCAGGGGUAAAAGUGCACAGGUUUGUAGAUUAUACAACGGAUUUGGCUAUGUUCGUCGUUGCUUGUUGGUUAUAUUUAUUUCAAAAUGAGCUAAUGGCUAUUCCAGUUUUAUUGGUUAUGGUGUACCGGCAGCUACAGGAUGAGAUAUCUAAAAGAAUACCAAAAUGGAUAUUGCGCAGAUUGAGGAGGAAACAGAAGAAAUGA